Daldinia vernicosa is the source of this 790-nucleotide messenger RNA. RefSeq lists its product as uncharacterized. Bases 111 to 605 code for a protein of 164 amino acids. The record is from RefSeq and is a predicted model, not a curated record. The transcript has a single exon. Lineage: Eukaryota; Fungi; Ascomycota; Sordariomycetes; Xylariales; Hypoxylaceae.
GGCUGUGCCAACCGCAUGUAACAUCACUAGCAUCAGUCCAACUUGUCAAUCCAUACCUUUGUUUGAUCAUCAAUUCAUCUUAACCGGCCUAACACGUGAGAAUUAGCAAGAUGACGCAAACUCACCCCCGAAACCAAACCAUAUUUGCGCCGUCGAGGGUAGAUCACAACGGCAUCAUGUCUAUCUUUUUGGCCGGUACUACUACUAGGACAGACGACACCCGGGACUGGCGCGAGGUGUUAACCGAAUCUCUCGCGGAUUUGCCCCUCACCGUCAUCAACCCGUAUCGAUCAGAUUGGGACUCAAGCUGGCGAGAGGAUAUUACAUGUAAACCUUUUCGAGAGCAGGUGGAAUGGGAACUCGACAUGCAAGAAAAGUCCCAUAUAGUCGUCAUAUUCUUCCACCCGGAAACUGGAGCACCCAUCAGCCUGCUCGAGCUUGGGCUUUGCGCGAGAGCUAAGAAAGCUAUCGUCGUGUGUCCUGAUGGGUAUCAUAAGAAGGGAAACGUCCAGAUUGUAUGUCAAAGAUAUGGUCUUGAAAUUGCAGAGAACUUUGAUACAUUAAAGGAGACUAUCGUGAAGAGACUGCCAAUAGGUUCUUUGUGAGCUUGGUGAAUGUGGUAUAGUUUUGCCCGAGUGCCCGAGUUUAUGAGGGAUGACCGGAUUUAAGAAUAAUGAAUAAUAUUUGUUUCAAAAUAUAUCAAACCCCCUUUUUACCAUCAUUCACUUACAUGUCUUUCAACCUUCCCAUACCAGAGGAAAAUAAGUAAACAGCAAGCUUGACGUCAAAG